This is a messenger RNA of Exserohilum turcica Et28A, 1897 nucleotides long. RefSeq lists its product as uncharacterized. Gene Ontology annotation, molecular function: N,N-dimethylaniline monooxygenase activity; flavin adenine dinucleotide binding; NADP binding. The coding region runs from base 1 to 1869 and encodes 622 amino acids. The transcript is spliced from 2 exons. Lineage: Eukaryota; Fungi; Ascomycota; Dothideomycetes; Pleosporales; Pleosporaceae. The record is from RefSeq and is a predicted model, not a curated record.
AUGGCCCCAACCAACGACACGGCGGCACGCGACGGCCAGACCCGGACCCCAACGCGGCGCGUCACUCAACUCACCCAACACCUGGCCCCAGCAGACGAGCCGGGGCAUGCCAGCAACCGUCCUGCUCUCCCCAUCGACUACCCCGUCUCUAGGCUUCAGCUAGAUCAGACCCGACACAUUGAUCAAGUCCGAAGUCUCAAGGUUGCCGUCAUUGGAGCGGGUCUGGCGGGCAUCAAUGCGGGCAUUCUUCUGCCUGCCAAAGUACCGGGCAUCAACCUGACCAUAUACGAAAAGAACAAAGACGUGAGCGGCACAUGGCUUGAGAAUGUCUAUCCUGGUGUGCGAUGCGAUAUCCCCGCACACGUGUAUCAAAGUACCUACUCCCCCAAUACGCAAUGGUCAGAAAUCUUUGCCAAAGGCGCCGAGAUUCGAGACUAUUGGCAAUCGCAAGCAGCCAAGUACGGCGUGUACAAGUACAUCAAGUUACAACACCGCGUAGACGGAGCAGAAUGGGAUGAUGCGCAGUCCCAGUGGCGUGUCAAAGUUCACGAUCUCGUCAAUGAGAAGACGACCGUUGAGACUUUCGACUUCGUCAUCACCGCUAUCGGUCGGUUUAAUGCUUGGAAGCUGCCCGACUACCCAGGCAUCGACGAAUACAAGGGCUUUCUGAGACACACCUCCAACUGGGACUCUUCGUUUGAUCCCAAAGGCAAAAACGUAGCAGUCAUUGGUAACGGAGCUAGCGGCAUCCAAGUCGUACCGAAUCUGCAGCUUGUGGCAAAGCAUGUCACCCACUUUGUUCGGAACCCAACAUGGAUCGCAACGUCUUGGGCAGGGGAUGAACGCACGUUUGAGCCUCAGCCGUACUCAGCAGAGCAGAGAAAGUCAUUCGAAGAUCCCGAAACCUACCUGGCCUUCCGCAAAGACAUUGAAGACCGCUACUGGAGGGGGUUUCGUGCAAUGAUACGGGGUUCAGAGGACAACAAAGGCAUACGAGAAGCCUUCAUCGACGUCAUGAAGAAACGGGCAGCAAAGAAGCCAGAGCUUCUAGACGGAUUAAUCCCAGACUUUGCACCACACUGUCGACGUUUGACACCUGGUCCUGGAUAUCUCGAGUCACUCACCCAAGACAAUGUCACAUUAGUGAAGACACCAAUCAAGCGAUUCACUGCUACCGGAAUCGAAACAUUGGAUGGGGAAACUUUCGACGUCGACGCAAUCUUUUGUGCAACAGGUGCAAACACCGAUCUUGUCCCGCCGUUUCCCAUAAAAGCACACGGAAUUGAUUUGAGCCAAGCAUGGAAGCCGGAGGGCAAAUGGGGCUUCCCAUACACUUACAUGGGACUGGCCACACCGGGCUUUCCGAACCUGUUCCUUCUCGCGGGACCUCACGCUACCGGCCCAUCUGGGACAGUCCCUCAGGGAGUAGAAACAGCUGUCGUGUACUUUGCCAAGGUUCUCCGCAAAGCAUCAUCGCAAGGCAUCAGAUCUUUGGCACCCUCCAAAGAAGCAACCGACGACUUUGUGGACUACUGUGACGCCUUUUUCCCCACCACGGUUUUAACCGACAAAUGCUCAUCAUGGAACAAUGGCGGUUCACCAGGACAACGCAUCCAUGGAUUGUGGCCCGGCAGCGCAGCACACCUCACCAUAGUACGGCGCGAACCGCGGUGGGAGGAUUGGGAAUACGAUCGCGAGAAUAAAGUCAAUCGAUUCGCAUAUUUUGGUAACGGGUACACGCAAGCAGAGACCGAUCGAGACACGGAUAUCACGUCCUAUCUCAAGGCGCCUGGACAGGAUGUAGAUUUGCGAGAUCUGCAUGAAAUUUGGUGGGACUUGCCUGGUGCGAAGAAGAAGCCAUCUGCAUAGCUAUGUAUCUAAUUUAUUUGAUAUCGCC